AAACAAACAGAGUGUUAUGCUUAGGCUUGUAAGGGCAGCCACCAGCCGUUUCCUCGUCGGCUCCACCUACCCCAUAAAUUUUCAUUUUCCCUUUUAAAAGAAAAAAUCGUUAGGAGAAGAGGGUAGGUGGCCACUGACUUGCUACACCUUAACAACAACCACCCACACCACCAAUUUGUACCAAUUGCCCAAAUCUCAAUACCCACCAUUUCCAAUCAUUUUCCCUUUCCUAUUUAGGUUUUUGGUGAUCAAUUCGGUACUUGUUCAAUGGCUUCUUCUCUUGCAUCCAAGUCCUUCUUUGGGGCUUACCGGCUUGAUGGUUCUUCCUCGCUCUCCGACGUCCGGGACUUAUCUGUUUCUUCAGUCCAGAUUUCCUUCCGCCCACGAGCCCCCAAGAAGCUCCAAAUACAUGCAGCAGGGAGUACAUAUGGUACUUACUUUCGUGUUACAACUUUUGGAGAGUCUCAUGGAGGUGGUGUUGGUUGUAUCGUUGAUGGAUGCCCUCCUCGUAUCCCUCUCUCAGAAGCUGAUUUGCAAGGAGACCUGGAUAGGAGGAGGCCAGGUCAGAGUCGAAUUACCACCCCUAGAAAAGAGACUGAUACAUGCAAAAUAUAUUCAGGUGUCUCGGAAGGAGUGACUACCGGAACACCCAUCCAUGUAUUUGUACCAAAUACAGAUCAAAGGGGACAUGAUUACAGUGAAAUGUCGGUAGCUUAUAGGCCAUCUCAUGCAGAUGCAACUUAUGACAUGAAGUAUGGUGUCAGAUCAGUCCAGGGUGGGGGUAGAUCUUCAGCAAGAGAGACCAUUGGAAGAGUUGCACCAGGAGCUAUUGCAAAGAAAAUUCUCAAGCAAUUUUCUGGAACUGAGAUUCUUGCUUAUGUAUCUCAAGUUCACAAGGUGGUACUUCCAGAGGACCGGAUUGAUUAUGAGUCUUUGACACUUGAUCAGAUAGAAAGCAACAUCGUUAGGUGUCCGGAUCCUGAAUAUGCUGAGAAGAUGAUUGCUGCUAUUGACACAGUCCGAGUGAGAGGGGAUUCUGUUGGUGGAGUGGUCACAUGCAUUGUAAGAAAUGCUCCACGUGGGCUUGGUUCACCAGUCUUUGACAAACUUGAAGCUGAGCUGGCUAAAGCUGCCAUGUCGCUACCUGCAACAAAGGGCUUUGAAUUUGGCAGUGGAUUUGCAGGCACUUAUAUGACUGGCAGUGAACAUAAUGAUGAAUUUUAUGUGGAUGGACAUGGAAAAAUCAGGACGAGAACCAAUCGUUCUGGUGGUAUACAGGGAGGAAUAUCCAAUGGUGAAACCAUAAACAUGAGAAUAGCUUUCAAGCCAACAUCUACAAUAGGAAAGAAACAACAUACCGUGACCAGAGAUAAAAAGGAUACAGAGCUAAUUGCCCGUGGUCGCCAUGAUCCUUGUGUUGUCCCUCGAGCGGUGCCAAUGGUAGAAGCCAUGGUGGCCCUGGUUCUGGUUGAUCAAUUGAUGGCACAACAUGCUCAGUGUCAUCUGUUUCCCAUCAAUCCAGAGUUGCAAGAAUCGAUCGAGUUGCCAAGUGUUGAGGCAUUCAACAUGUCAAUUUGAAAGGCGACCAAGGUGGUUGUAACAUAUUUUUCAUUCUGGGUUUAGCUUUCUUUUUCCUUAAAAGAUUGUGAGAAUGAGACACUUCCAUAGACAUGAUAAUACAAGUUUGAGGCCUUAAUUUUCCUAUGUUUGAGUGUUGUAAUUCCUCAAAUUGUAGGGUUAAUGUCUUAUGUUUGUUGCACUUCAAACAGAUAUUCUAUUGUUUAUUUACAAAUAAAUCUUGUCCAAAGCGUAAAGCUUGUGGGAAUUUUUUGUUUA
This is a messenger RNA of Manihot esculenta (cassava), 1836 nucleotides long. Its product is annotated as chorismate synthase, chloroplastic. The record is from RefSeq and is a predicted model, not a curated record. The coding region runs from base 268 to 1578 and encodes 436 amino acids. The transcript has 13 exons. Gene Ontology annotation, biological process: aromatic amino acid biosynthetic process; chorismate biosynthetic process. Gene Ontology annotation, molecular function: chorismate synthase activity; FMN binding. Gene Ontology annotation, cellular component: cytosol. Lineage: Eukaryota; Viridiplantae; Streptophyta; Magnoliopsida; Malpighiales; Euphorbiaceae.